CACAUGGGUGACUUGUUUUUAAAUGUUGUUACAAAUACUUUACAUCAAAAAAGCGCCCAAACAGUUACAAUAAAUUCUCAAAUUCCAUAAAGGAGAGAAUCAGGAAGGGCAGUGCGUUUGUGGUUUCUUAAUUAUAUCAGUUAACGCGGCGUAAGAAACGCACUUUCAUGUGCCAUACGCUACAUCUCUCUCCCUAUAAAAUUUCCCUCCAUUUUCGCCAGAAUCUCUUUCUAUUUCGCACAAUCGAAGGCACGAAUUCAGUGAAUUCCGAUCCAUUGCAUUUUGAUCUCACCAUGGGGAACUGCUUGAGGAACAACAGAGUGAUGGCGCAGGAUGAGGCUUGUUCGCCUUCGCCUAAUUCGUCUUUGACAGAAACUAAUUACAAAGUGGAAGAUAAACCAGCCGCCGGAUCGGCGCUGGCGCGGCCGAAGACGGAGGAGGCGAGAAUCGCCGCGCGACGUAAGAAGGUUGUGAGGUUUCAGCAACGAGAAGAUGAAAUUUCCGGCGGCGGAGGCGGAGUAUUGAGGAUUAAAGUGGUGGUGUCGCAGAAAGAGUUGAAGCAGAUAUUGAAGGAUAGAGAAAGCAAUUCCUCCACAUUGGAGGAAUUGUUAGCUGAAUUGAAGAUGAAAGGCAGGACAAUUUCAGAUGCUAGAGCCGAUAAUGAGGAGGAUGAAAAUGGAAGCUGGAGACCGGCCUUGGAAAGCAUUCCUGAAGAUCUCCAUUAGUAGUGGUCAAAUCUUUUCAAAAUCUCUCUCUCUAACAAUCUGAAAUAUUAUUGAGGUGUGUUAUUUAAUCACCAAAAUUAUUGUGUGUGUGAUACGAAGAUUGAGUGGUACUACUUUUGAAGUUUAAUGCUUUCGAUUCUGUUCGAAUUACAUGAAAAACAAUAUAUGGUGUAUAUUAAGUCAUUUUUGUAACCGUAACAACAAUUUGAG
Molecule: messenger RNA, 935 nt
Organism: Momordica charantia (bitter melon)
Lineage: Eukaryota; Viridiplantae; Streptophyta; Magnoliopsida; Cucurbitales; Cucurbitaceae
Source: RefSeq, a predicted model, not a curated record